Messenger RNA from Brassica oleracea var. oleracea, 2232 nucleotides. Its product is annotated as ubiquitin carboxyl-terminal hydrolase 19. Bases 1 to 1956 code for a protein of 651 amino acids. Gene Ontology annotation, biological process: protein deubiquitination. Gene Ontology annotation, cellular component: nucleus; cytosol. Lineage: Eukaryota; Viridiplantae; Streptophyta; Magnoliopsida; Brassicales; Brassicaceae. The record is from RefSeq and is a predicted model, not a curated record. The transcript has 11 exons. Gene Ontology annotation, molecular function: cysteine-type deubiquitinase activity; cysteine-type endopeptidase activity.
AUGCACGAAGUUGGAUUGACGUGGGAUCUCAAUUCCUUCACGCAGCUCGUCCUCACUCUCUUCCUCCUCUCCUUCGGCCUCCUCUUCUUUGUCAAACGAACGGCGGCCAAGUACUUCGAGGUCGACGGCGGCGGCGGCUCCGGCGGUUUCGACAGCGACCUCCGCCGAGAUUUCAUGGUUCCCGACGCGUCUGAAUGCUCCGUCUGCGGGAAUCUCACCACCAAGAAGUGCUCUCGCUGCAAAUCCGUUCGUUACUGCUCUGCGGAGUGCCAAAGGUCAGACUGGAACGCGGGGCAUAAACUAAAAUGCAAGGUGGUUAAGACUACUACUGGCUCAUCGCCGGGGAGAAGAGAUGAUCUCGGUUUGAAAGCUUCUCUGUUUGGGAAUGGCUCUGCGUCUAAGACUGCAUUGUCUCCUAAGCUGAGCCAAAUCAUCAAGCCAGGAGACCUUCUUUUCCCAUACGAAACCUUUGUUCAGUACUUCAACUGGGACAAACCUGGUUUGGCUCCUUGUGGGCUCACCAAUUGUGGAAACAGUUGUUUUGCUAAUGUGGUUCUGCAAUGCCUUUCCUGGACACGCCCUCUUGUUGCGUACCUACUAGAGAGAGGCCACAAGAGAGAAUGCAGGCGCAAUGAUUGGUGCUUUCUCUGCGAGUUUGAAACUCAUCUCGAAAGAGCAAACAUAAGCCGGUUUCCUUUUUCACCAAUGAACAUUAUUUCGCGGUUACCUAACAUUGGUGGGAAUCUUGGGUAUGGGAGACAGGAAGAUGCUCAUGAGUUGAUGAGGUUUGUGAUUGACAUGAUGCAAUCUGUUUGCCUUGAGGAGUUCGGUGGAGAAAAGGUGGUGCCUCCUCGUGCUCAAGAAACAACCCUUAUACAAUACAUAUUUGGCGGUCUCCUUCAGUCACAGGUCCAGUGUACUGUUUGCAGUAAUGUUUCUGACCAAUACGAAAAUAUGAUGGACUUAACCGUUGAGAUCCACGGGGAUGCGGUAUCAUUGGAGGAAUGUCUCGAUCAGUUCACAGCUAAAGAAUGGCUUCAGGGAGAUAACCUUUACAAAUGUGAUAGAUGCAAUGAUUACGUGAAGGCAUGUAAACGCCUUUCAAUCCGUUCUGCCCCUAAUAUACUUACAGUUGCCUUAAAAAGAUUCCAGGGUGGGAGGUUUGGUAAGCUGAACAAAAGAAUUAGUUUUCCAGAGACACUUGAUCUUGGCCCUUACAUGAGCUGUGGAGGAGGAGAAGGAUCAGAUGUAUACAAACUCUACGCUGUGAUUGUCCAUUUAGAUAUGUUGAAUGCCUCGUUUUUCGGCCACUACAUUUGCUACGUUAAGGACUUCCGAGGAGACUGGUAUAGAAUAGACGAUUCUGAGGUGGAGAAAGUUGAACUAGAAGAUGUCCUGUCUCAACGAGCAUACAUGCUUCUCUACAGCAGGGUUCAGGCCAGACCAUCAAGUCUUAGAUCAGAAGAAGUUCAAGACGAGAAGAAAACAGAUACAGUGGACACAGAGGCUAGCGAAGAUGGCUCUGUUGAGAGUUCCGGGGCGGGAACAAAUGGUGCCACUGUGUCUUCGAUGUGCAACGGCAUCAUCUCACAUUCAGAAAACCCUGAAUGCAAAAAAGAUUCAUCAUCUUCGGCAUCAUCCACUGUCUCUGAAGUUGCUGAAAGGGUUGAUACAGUAGAUUCUGGGUUUGAUACAGUAGAUUCUGAAUCAAACCCUUCUAUUGACAUAGAACAUGAUUCUGGAACAGAUCAUCAAGAAGCAGCAGUAGCAAAUGGGAAAGAAGAUCCAACGGUUGAAAAUCCGGCUGUUGAUUCUCCUUGUUCGGACAUUACUAAUUCAUCUCGGUCUGCUACUACAGAGUCCAAACACAGAGAGAAAGAGGAUUCAGACACUGAGAUGAUUGAUAAUGCUGAAUCUAUCCAAAAGGAUGGUGAAGAUCAGCAAGGGAGCUUCUAACUUAACAAUAAUGCUGGCAAAUUUGUUUUAGCCGCUGCGACUUGUUGUGCCUGAAGUUUACUUAGUCAUGUGUGAGAUAUAGAAACUUCAGGAUCCGGAAGUACGUAGUGAGUUAUUCUUUUGACUUUUAUUUGUCCUUUUAAAUAGAUUUUACCAUUGGACCCAAAACUCUUAUAGCAAGAACGAUUAAUGGAGGACGAACUCAGUGAUACCUUUGUGCUUGUUUUGGUUUGGAAAAUACAGAAAUCGAACUCUGGUUGUUGGACCGGUUAAAUA